Solanum pennellii is the source of this 638-nucleotide messenger RNA. RefSeq lists its product as uncharacterized. The record is from RefSeq and is a predicted model, not a curated record. Lineage: Eukaryota; Viridiplantae; Streptophyta; Magnoliopsida; Solanales; Solanaceae.
AUAAAUCUAGGUCAAAACAUUGAAAAGAGUGUGGACUCCCAGCUGAGAGUCGCCUAACACCAUGGGUGUAUCGAUACAAUGGGUAUGAACUCCGUCGAAAUUAUGGUGUUUAAUGAUAAAAGAUCAAGGCAAGUUGGCGAAGAAGGAAGACAUCACCGAUCCUCCGAAUGUGAAAACGCGAGCUAAAUUUCAUCACCAAAGGCGACAGACUUGUGAGAUAAAAUGAAACCUAAAUGAGCAAACAAGGUGCACUACUAACAAACAGUAAAUACCGACCAAGCAUGCUGAAAUUAGUUACUGAAAUGUUGUGCGAUCGAGGAGGUCAAAAGCUGAGUCCUUAUCUAUGUGCGCAUGUUAGUAGUUUCCAUACUUCAAAGAACUUCGCCGAAGAGGAGAGGAAUGGAGAUGUGAGGGUCUCUCUAUUGUUGUCGUCUUCGAUGGGGUUCGCCAGAGUUGGCUGCUCACCGCUUGCUGGUAAGCAGCUGGAGCUUCUGUUUGGUGUCUUCCUCACUGGAGUGGAGGAGAAGAGAGAAAGAGGCUCGUCGGUCGGAGCUGUUCCUCGCGCUGCUUCUGGCCGGUGCGGGCUUCGCUUGCAGGCGAGGAGAAUGACUCGUAGGUGGCGCCCAAUUGCAGGCUGA